AUGAUCACCGAUAUCAGAGUGGUAGUGCAUGGAGACUUCAACACGUACCCCAUCAAGCUAAGCGUCUCGGAUGACGACAAAACAUUCCAACCCCAAUAUCAUUGGAGCUGGGCACAUAAGUUGUCUGUGAAUUACUGGUAUUCUACGCCUAAGAUUGGCAGAGACCAAGGGAGACCGUUUUCGAUCAUGGGAAAAGUUUCAGAGAACCCGUCCCCCUUCGGAAAGCUUAGCGGGGACAGUGUCAAGAUUGACCUUGAUUUUCGCAAAGAGCACCAACCCAGCACUAAAUUCGAAAAAAUUUGCGACUACGCAACGGACUAUGUCGAGUUCCCCCAUUUCAUGCUUCGCUGGAUCUCAACUUCUUCACGACGCAAAACAUCCUAG
Messenger RNA from Aspergillus tanneri, 384 nucleotides. RefSeq lists its product as uncharacterized. The record is from RefSeq and is a predicted model, not a curated record. The transcript has 2 exons. The coding region runs from base 1 to 384 and encodes 127 amino acids. NCBI's taxonomy places the organism in Eukaryota, Fungi, Ascomycota, Eurotiomycetes, Eurotiales, Aspergillaceae.